CCCGUUUUGGCCCCUCUCGGAAGCGCGCCGAAGCUCUCCCGCCCGCAUGGAGCUAAGGCCCAGCGCCUCCCGGGCCGCCGCGGCGGCGGCGGCGCUCUUCGCCUGGGGUGCAAAUAGUUACGGGCAACUUGGCCUCGGCCAUAAGGAAGAUAUUCUUUUGCCCCAGCAACUGACUGACUUUUGUGAACCUGGCUGUGUCAGGAAGAUCGCAGGAGGAGGGGGACAUUCUGUAAUUGUCACAGAUGGAGGAGACCUUUUUGUUUGUGGCCUGAACAAAGAUGGACAGUUGGGCCUUGGUCACACGGAGGAUGUUGUGUAUUUUACCUUCUGCAAGUCCCUUGGUGGCUGUCCUAUCCAACAGGUAGCUUGUGGCUGGGAUUUCACCAUUAUGCUCACAGAAAAUGGUCAAGUUUUAUCAUGUGGAUCCAACUCCUUCGGCCAGUUAGGUGUUCCUCCAGGGCCUCGAAGAUGUGUGGUUCCCCAGGCCAUUGAGCUUCUGAGAGAGAAGGUUGUUUGUGUUGCUGCUGGACUGAGGCAUGCAUUAGCUGCUACAGUGAGUGGCAUUGUGUUCCAGUGGGGGACUGGUUUGGCAUCAUCUGGACGACGGUUGUGCCCUGAGCAGACUCUCCCGUUGUUUUUGACAGCAAAGGAACCAAGCAAAGUUACAGGCCUAGAGAAUUCUAAAGCAAUAUGUGUUCUUGCUGGCUCAGCCCACUCGGCUUCCUUAACAGAUGCAGGAGAUCUGUAUGUUUGGGGCAGUAACAAGCAUGGACAACUGGCUACACAAGCUGCUUUCCUUCCCGUGCCCCAGAAAAUAGAAACACAUUGUUUUCAGAGUGAAAAGGUCAUGGCCGCCUGGAGUGGGUGGACCCACCUGGUUGCUCAGACAGAAACUGGCAAGGUAUUUACUUGGGGCCGAGCAGACUACGGACAACUAGGGAGGAAGCUGGAGACUCAAGAAGACUGGAAGGUAGAAAAGCAGGAUUUGUCCUGCUGCUGCUCAAAACGAAAGAACAGCGCACCCUCGCCUCUGCCUUGCCUGAUGGGAGCCGUGGAGAUCUCUUGUGGUUCAGAGCAUAAUUUGGCAGUAAUUGCUUCUGAUUCCAAACCUCUGAAAGGCAAGGCCCCUAUGUUUUCUUCUUCUAUGUGGCCUGUUCACAGCAUCCAGCACAGUUCCUGGCCUUCAGCGAAGAUGUAGGCAUUCUUGAAUUAAACUGGACAGGCUCGGCUCCCUGGAGUGGCAGUAGUUUGAAGCACUGCUUUGCAGGCCCACAUGUGAUGUGCAAAGAGACAGAACCAAGGACAGCAGAGGAGGGAGGCUGUUGGCAGCAGUAGGGAGCAGAAGGGCUUGAGUCAGAGCAAGAACUAGAAAAUGUACCAAUCAACCUGUAUGCUUUGCAGCAAUAACAGAUCAUUUGUACUGGCCCUGUUCCAGCACGGGCAUAAUUAAGACAAGCUAAUCCAGGAGUCAAAAGGAUGUGGUGCUGCCACCACCACUGUUACCACUACUGCUGCUGUCACAAGACUUGAAGAGGGCAGUUUCCUCUGGGACCAACACGAGUAAGAAAAUAGAAGGGAAUCUGAAAACACAAAAUCAAAAUCGAGAUGGAGAGGCCAGGGCCAGAGCUAAGUAUCAGGCUGAGCUGACACAGGCUGCCUGGAGUUGCAGAAAGUGGGAAGAUGGUACCAGACAGCCUCCAUCUACACCAGCUCCCUCUCUGUGAGCAUCCACCCUCCCCUCAUCUAGGUAAUGGGGUGAGACUUCCUCUUUGUAGGACUGUAAAGAAAGAUGAGGUGAAACAUAUGUAGAAUGCCUAGCCUAUUGCCAUUCUCAUCUCCCCUGAUAGAAGUAGGGACGGGAGACUCACCUGUCAGUGUAACCAAUCCUGGUGAAGUAAUUUUUGACAGGAGGGAGAAAGUAUGCCAUUCUAGAAAGUUGUCCCCAAGUACAGAGGCCAUCAGAGGUAGUGGGAGAGUGAGACAUGCCAGUGAGCUCCUUGAAGGCAGACUUUUCCUUUUGUCCCCAGUGCCCAGGGCCUGGUGCACUGUCUUCUGAGUAAAGCUGCAGAGUCAGGAAGGUAGGCCCAGCACAGACCCUGGCCAGAUGCUCCCACCAUUGGCGGGAUGGGACCCCCAGUGGAGCCCUGCAGCGGGCAUGCUUUGCAAGCAGAGAGAUAAGAAUCUGCCUCUUAGGCCUGGCAGGAGGCCAGUGAGAGGGAGACAAGCUGGAGGGAGAGAAGAGCUCUUCUGGCUCACAGGCCUGUUUUUCACAGCCAGCUCUUCUGUCACCUGCCUACCAUUGCCCACCUCAGAUGGAAUUCCAUGCCUCCUGCCUCCGGGCCUGAGCUUUAGCCCAGUGGUGCCUGGUGCUGCACCCGCCAUAACAGGCAUAAUUUGGUGAUGGAGUAAACUAGAGUAGAAUAUAAAGAAGCUGGACUUCAUCAAGGGCAGAAGCAGCUUUAAUGUCAAACCAACAUGCAACAGACAGAUCAGGCUGAAAAGGGAGGCAAAGGAAUGUCGGUGCACAGGGUACCGUGCACUGCUGAGUCCACAGUGCUCUGCUGGUGCGUGCUCACCUGGCUAGUUCAUUGGUUUGUUUCCUUCCUUUCCACCCAGGAUUUCCUUUCACAUCAGCUAACAUUUUCUGGCUGGCGCCAUUUGUGAGUGCACACCAAGGUCAGCAGAGGUGAGCAGAGAGCACAUGGCCAUCACUUACUCAGAAGAUCCUUGCCUCCCAGAGGCAGGGCCCUCAUAUCCUGCUGUUUUAGGCCCCUCACCGCCAUGUCUGGCUAAACUGACUCCAGCUAUUUUGCUUCUCUCAGGAGCAAUUUAUUUUGGCUUGAUUGGCCAAUUUGUUUUCCUUCUUUCCUGAUGUGCAGUUGUUUAGCUUUCCUUUCCUGCAGUGGAAAAAGAGCUGACUAUGCUGCCUUUCUUCCUGCUUUGCAGACCCUUGGAAGGACUUUCUUGGUGGCCUCUUCCUGGACCAUGAGGUUUGUCAGAAAGGCAGUUUUAUCAGCUCCGUGCUCUAAGCAACUGAGCUAACUGGCCACUAGACAGGCAGUUUUAAAGAUUGGAUAUUGCCAGGACCGUAUGCUAUCUCCUGUUCCUCCAAGGAAGGCAGUUGCUUUGAAGUUGUUCUCUGUUCACUGAUUUAUUUUUCAUUUUACUGAUGAUUUCCAAUUGUUGAACGUCUGCACCUUUAUUAUAUGCAUGACAGAGCAUCUGACCUUGGCCUAAAACUCAUCAAAGAGAGCCAUGUAAUAUUUCAUAGAAACAUUUAAUAGUGAGAAAUAACUUUUAGAGGGGACGCGCAGGCUAUUUUUCUGAGUGAUAAGCCCUUCAAACCUCAGGGAUUUGCAGAGUGCUUUCAGGCAGGUUCAGACUUGUUUGUUCCAGUGCAUAGUGUGGUAGGCAGAAGAGAAACGCUUUACUUAUAUUAUCCCAUUUACCCAUGGCAAGUUGAUGAGUAACUACUAUUAUUAACCCCGUUUUUUUAGAUAAGACUAGAUAAAACGUAAGAUGAUCAGUGUGCCAUACCCAAGUCAUACAUUUGGGAGGAACCUGUGUGUCAUAUCAUGAAUCCUGGUCUCUAACUUCAGAACCUGUGUACUGCUACCUGUGCUGCCUGUCUGCAGACUGGUGACAGUGUGACCUGUUUUAAGUCCAUUAGUUAAGAGUGUUCAUUUCUUCAUUUCAAUAUUUAGUUCCCUACCAAAGCCUGGUGGUGUACACCUGUAAUCCCAGCUCUUGGAAGACUAAGGAAGGAGGGUCAAAACUUGAGUCCUGGUUGGAGAGCUUACUGAGACCCUGUCGAAAAAUUAGCUCAGUGUGAGGGCACCAGGUUCAGUCCCCAGUAAGAGAAUGAGGGAGGGAGGUUGGGAGGAAGAAAGAGAGAGAGAGAGAGAGAGAGAGAGAGAGAGAGAGAGAACAUAUCAGCAACAACAACAAAAACAUAGUUUUCCGUUGCUGUUGGCAAGUUCUUCUGUAUAUCAAGCCUAAAUCUCUUGUGCUUCAGAUUAAGUAGUUCUCUGCAUAUAACCAACAAAAGGUUGUGAAAUUAGUGACAUCGUUUUGGACAACCACUUCUUUUAAGAUACUUCUUUCUCUUUCCAUUGUCCAUUCCCAUGUAAGAAAUUAAUGUACUUAAAUAAUUUUUCUGUGAUUGUACAUGUAUAUAGAUUAAAACUUAAAAGAACUUCCUUCCCAUCCUAUUCCCCAUUUGUCUACUUCCCCAAAGCAAUACAUGAAGCUAAUGCUUACUGUGGUAUUAGUUUCUUCUA
Cavia porcellus (domestic guinea pig) is the source of this 4280-nucleotide messenger RNA. RefSeq names its product secretion regulating guanine nucleotide exchange factor (gene Sergef). The record is from RefSeq and is a predicted model, not a curated record. Gene Ontology annotation, cellular component: nucleus; cytoplasm. The transcript has 11 exons. Bases 47 to 1198 code for a protein of 383 amino acids. NCBI's taxonomy places the organism in Eukaryota, Metazoa, Chordata, Mammalia, Rodentia, Caviidae. Gene Ontology annotation, biological process: negative regulation of protein secretion.